CUAUAUUCCAUUCACCAAUCAAACCAUUGCAACAAGGUGCAUUGUCCAACCUGCUACUCCUGCCGAUUCUAGAUAGCGGGGACAAGUCAGUUCACAGUUGAAUAUAUGUUUGCUUCCGUGUUUGUAUCUUUGAUGUAACCAUCGCGAUGCAAUUAAAGUUGUUUUGCUACUCAUCUAACUAAAAUGGCGUCGGUGUUUAUCAAUUAACUGGCUUUAUGUGGACGUUACUCAGUGAUCGCAUCCGAGUGAGUCAUAAACCAACAUAGCAAUGACAUUUUUAUAGCACACAGUGUGAAUACGUUUCUAAAACGUUGUGUGGAAGACUCGCAAUUGUGAUUUACGGAGCAGAAUAAUGCGCGAAUUCAAAGUUGUUGUGCUGGGCUCGGGUGGGGUCGGGAAGAGUGCAUUGACUGUGCAAUUUGUGUCUGGUUGUUUCAUGGAGAAAUAUGAUCCGACAAUAGAAGAUUUCUAUAGGAAAGAAAUAGAAGUAGACAAUUCACCAUGUGUUUUAGAAAUACUGGACACCGCCGGCACGGAGCAGUUUGCUUCAAUGCGAGACCUGUACAUAAAAAAUGGCCAAGGAUUCGUCGUAGUAUACUCAUUAACAAAUCACCAAACGUUCCAAGACAUCAAGCCUAUGAAGGAAUUGAUAACGCGCGUGAAGGGUUCAGAACGCGUGCCCAUUCUCCUGGUGGGCAACAAGGCUGAUCUCGAGCACCAGCGCGAGGUGUCGCACAUGGAGGGCUCGGCGCUCGCCCAGGUCUGGGGCUGUCCUUUCAUGGAGGCGUCAGCCAAAAGCCGCACCAACGUAAACGAAGUGUUCGCCGAAAUCGUCCGCCAAAUGAACGUUAGUCCCGAAAAUGAAAAGAAACCUUAUUGUUGUUGUACAGUGCUUUAAUAUUUAGAGUGUAAUGUGGCAUUUAUUUCUCGUAAGACUGCAAGGACGAGGUGGGUGGCGGGAGUUUGCCCGCCUUGGCUCGAAGGCCGCUCGUCUCCAGCGGGGCGCUCGGCGGCGCGCCGGCCCAGGCCGCUGGGCCUGUGACGGCCUCGACGCGCGUCAUAUCACGUUGUUAAUAUCUUUGAUACAUACCAUUGUCCAAUCGAGGUGCUUUAUCUUAUAUUUUCAUACUUUAGUACUGGUAGAUACUCCCGCAGUUAUGAUAAUCGCAUAAAAGUAACAAAAACGUUUUGUACACAUACUCAAAUGCAGACAAGAAUCAUGAUCAGCUUGAUUUUGUUUAUUGUCAAAGAAAUGCAUGCAGAUGUUGCAUAUGGCUAAAGGAAAGCAUGUAAUAUAAACUAAUAUUAGUCAACUUUGUAUAUAAUUUCAUGAGAUUAAAGAGGCAAGGAUGAUUAUUUUAGAGAAUAAAAAGCCAUCCAAUAUGCAAUAAAAAUAAUAUUAUGAUUGUAUAGAGAGGAGUGGGAUGCGUAAGAGUUUACACAUAAGUCAAUCUGUGAAUUGUGUUUUAUUGUGUACUGUAAAUUAAGUUUAUAUGAGAAUUCAAUAAUCGAGGAAAUACCAUAAGUUUUGUCAGUUGUGUGAUUGUGUUUUAAAAGUCUACCAGGAUUUGUGAUAAUACAUAUAACAAAGUAUCUAUAAUAAAAGUUUUAAGUGGGAGAUUAACAAGUGAAGUUUUAUUCUGCGCCAGUUAAGGUAAUCAUUCAGUUUUUGCUCUUACUCAUUUGAUUUUUUCACAUUUACUGUUAAAUGUAGAUUUGUUAUUGUUUUGUAAACAACAUAAUUUGUCAAGUUGUUACAAACAAAGCUUUGUGUACUGCAAUAGAUCUGUACAUGUUUCAAUGGCCCAAUUCUAUUUUCUGAUACACUGUGUUAAAAAGAAUUCAAAUUCAUAAAUUGAUUCAUAUAGCAUUGCUUUGUUAAUUUUAAA
Manduca sexta (tobacco hornworm) is the source of this 1889-nucleotide messenger RNA. RefSeq names its product ras-related protein Rap-2c (gene Rap2l). Gene Ontology annotation, cellular component: plasma membrane. Gene Ontology annotation, molecular function: GDP binding; GTPase activity; GTP binding. The transcript has a single exon. The record is from RefSeq and is a predicted model, not a curated record. Gene Ontology annotation, biological process: Rap protein signal transduction; negative regulation of cell migration. Lineage: Eukaryota; Metazoa; Arthropoda; Insecta; Lepidoptera; Sphingidae. The coding region runs from base 353 to 898 and encodes 181 amino acids.